Messenger RNA from Chara braunii, 1239 nucleotides. Lineage: Eukaryota; Viridiplantae; Streptophyta; Charophyceae; Charales; Characeae. The record is from the annotation of a GenBank genome assembly.
UGAUGAUGGCCGGUGGGAAAGUGGUCGAGACCAUAGCCGUGAACAUACUACGGAUUAUGGAAGUACCAACUAUCAAGAUAGGGGGUGUGAUCUGCCCCCGAGGCGCUUCACACCCGUGUGCUAUGAGUGUGGGAGCCUGGGCACUAUCGUAAGCAGUGCCCAAAACUGGUUGGAGAGGGAAGCUCAAGAAGCACGAUGCCACACGGAAGAUCGCACUCGCCUGAGCGACACGGGAGAGCUCACGAGAUUAGAGCUACUUCGGAAGACCCGUUACUACGACGACAAAUUGAUGAACUAGCGACCUCGAUCGCGAAGAUGAAGGAGCACAUGGAUGUUGAGAACAAGAAGGAGGAGAAGGUCAAGCGUAAACAGGAGAAGUUGGAGCUGAAAUGGCGAGAAGAAGAAAUGAGGUGUGCAGAGGAGCAAGCACGUGUGGAGGCCGAACGACGGAAGAAGCGCGAGGAGAAGAAAUUACGACAAGUUGUCGAAGACCGGGAGCAGAUGAAGAAGGAAAUGCGCAUGGAGAUAUCUAGGCAUAUUGGGGGAUUAGGAGAGAAACUUGUCUACUUGCCCGAGCGCGGCGAUCACCAGGAGGCUGAAGAUAAACGAGCUGCUAAAGCAAAAAAAAAGGUGGAGUUGAUGUCGUCGGACGAUGGAACUGACGACUCGUAUGAGAGUGAAGUAGAAGCCCUAAGCAAUCGUACCGAGCAACUUGUCAUUUUCGAGAAGAGGAAGUGUGUGGCGGAUCAACCUAUUGGAGAUAGCCCGCCGAUGGAAACGUUGGCGAAGAGGAUGGCUAAGAGGCGUCUACACUACAAGAUCUCUUCGAUAUCAACGUCUUCAGAGAGUGUUAGGCGUCCUCUGAUGAAGCGCUCACCGACGGGGUCGAUACCGCGUCGGUGCACCACGAGCAAGAAGAAGAUCCCGACACCUCCGGGAUCGUGUGGUAAACUGAAGUUUGUUACCGAUACUCUUCGUGUACUGGGAAAAUUGAACGUCGAAGAGUUGAAACACUUGUGUGCUCAAGAGGACGUGCGGCUGGGAGCUGAGAGCAGAAAGAUGCAAAUUAUCUUGGCAUUAACAGACAAGUGUACCCAGGUGGCAUAUGGCGAGGAGGAACCUGCGGACGAACCUGGCGAGAGUGAAGGAGAUGUAGCACAGUAGGAAGGGGAGAGCGACGAAAAAAGGGAUGCAUGUAAUAUCAUGGAGCUAUGGUUUCUAUGUAAACGCUUGAUCGAG